Molecule: messenger RNA, 806 nt
Organism: Copidosoma floridanum
Lineage: Eukaryota; Metazoa; Arthropoda; Insecta; Hymenoptera; Encyrtidae
Product: TP53-regulated inhibitor of apoptosis 1
Biological process (GO): phospholipid translocation
Cellular component (GO): mitochondrial intermembrane space; nucleus; cytosol
Molecular function (GO): phosphatidic acid transfer activity
Source: RefSeq, a predicted model, not a curated record
UCCUGGGUAGCCUACGGGCAAUUAUUACUUACCUGAUUUACAAAUACAGUUGCGUCACUUUUUUAAAAACUUGAAGUAAAAGAAAAUUCUAAUGUCAAUGGAAAAAAAGUUUUCCCUAAUUUGAAGAGCAAUUAAUUAUAAUAUUGUGACGGACGUACCUAUAUUGCACAUCAUAUCGUAUGUAAUAAUAUCGUGUUAAGUAAUGGGUGAUAGCAGGAAACAUAUGAAUAGCCUUGGCAGCGUGUGCAAUGAGUUCAAGAAUCAAUAUGACGACUGUUUUAACGUGUGGUUUUCUGAAAAAUUCCUGAAAGGUGACACAAAUGACUCCAUGUGUGCCACACUGUUCUCUAGUUAUCAACAGUGUAUCAAGAAAGCAAUGAAGGAUCAACAGAUUGAAUUGCAUGAUGUACAAGCCAAUCACUUGGGUACUGAGAAAGAAAAAGUUCCUCCAAGCUGACAAAGCUGCAAAAGUUGAGCCUCUGCAAUCAAUUCCUGCAUAUGUGAUAUAUAUGCUGUUCGUUCAGCUCUAACAAAAGCACUCACGUCCUUGAGUUACAAAGCAAUAAUAUUUCGAGAGAAAGCGUGUAAUAUAGACGUGUGGUAUUUCAUUUGAUGUUAAUGGUGUUACGACUUAGUUUCAAGACUGCCUUACAAUAUUCAGGCUUUCAGUUGUAAAUGAUUUUUUAAAUAUUUUUUAGUUUUUAUUUCAUAUUGUAGAUACUUCUACUUAAUGUACAAAACUAUGACGAUUAUGUAAAAAAAAAAAAAAUAUACAUAUAUGUAUAACGUUCAAUACAAACGGUACA